Messenger RNA from Lachnellula hyalina, 575 nucleotides. RefSeq names its product Guanylate kinase. Gene Ontology annotation, biological process: purine nucleotide metabolic process. Gene Ontology annotation, cellular component: cytosol. The record is from RefSeq and is a predicted model, not a curated record. Gene Ontology annotation, molecular function: GMP kinase activity. The transcript has 2 exons. The annotation marks the transcript as partial. Lineage: Eukaryota; Fungi; Ascomycota; Leotiomycetes; Helotiales; Lachnaceae.
GAACCCUCUACUCACGGCUCCUAAAAAACCACCCCUCGCUCUUCACAACCUCCAUCUCGCACACGACGCGCGCGCCGCGCCCCGGCGAGACGCGAGAUGUGGAUUACUACUACAUCACGAUGCCGGAGUUCGAGCAGCUGAUUAAGGAGGAUGCGUUUGUGGAGCAUGCGAAGUUUGGCGAUAAUAGGUAUGGCACGAGUAAAAAGAUGAUUGCGGAGAUGGGGGACCUGGGGAAGGUGGUCGUGUUGGAUAUUGAGAUGGAGGGCGUCAAGCAAAUCAAAAAAUCCUCUAUCCCCGCCCGCUUCGUCUUCAUCCAACCCCCCUCAAUGGCCGAACUCGAAUCGCGCCUCCGAGGCCGCGGCACCGAGAAGGAAGAGAGUAUACAGAAGCGCCUGGCGCAGGCGAAGAACGAGAUGGAGUAUGCGGCGACGCCCGGGGCACACGAUUUGAUUAUUGUGAAUGAUGAGAUCGACAAGGCGUAUCAGGAGCUCGAGGCAUUUAUCUUUAAGGGGGAGAAGACGCAGGAUCAGGGGGCCAGGGAUGGGGGAAAGGCUGGGGAGAGCAUUGAGGAUUGA